Molecule: messenger RNA, 1641 nt
Organism: Cantharellus anzutake
Lineage: Eukaryota; Fungi; Basidiomycota; Agaricomycetes; Cantharellales; Hydnaceae
Exons: 8
Coding region: 1-1641 (546 amino acids)
Biological process (GO): tRNA methylation; tRNA wobble uridine modification
Cellular component (GO): mitochondrion; cytoplasm
Molecular function (GO): GTP binding; GTPase activity; protein binding
Source: RefSeq, a predicted model, not a curated record
AUGAUACCAUCGAGAAGGAUUUCCGCCGGAUCAUUUGUCCAUCCGCCUGCGCUCCCCGAAACGCAUGCGGGGAGGGAUACGAUUUUUGCGCUCGCUACGCCUCCUGGCCGCGGUGGGAUCGGCGUGAUACGCGUUUCGGGUCCGCAUGCUUUGGAUGCAUGGAAGAGAGUUGUGAGAAGGGUAGGAAAAGGAAGGGGGGACGGAAAGGAAUACGGAAAUGAGUGUGUGAGAGCGGGAGAAAUGGUUAGGUGCGAGGUUGUGCAUCCCCGGACGGGUGAAGUGUUAGAUGAUGGGAUGGCAGUUUUCUUUCAUGCCCCACAUUCGUACACGUCCCUUCCGACGUUUGAACUUCACACCCACUCAGGCUCGGCUUUAAUCACCUCAAUUCUUCGUGCUCUUUCAACUCUACCAAGGCUUCGACCCGCUGAACCGGGAGAAUUCACGUUAUGGGCAUUCAAGCAUGGGAAGAUGGAUUUAACACAGGCUGAAGCUGUGAGAGACCUCAUUGAUGCUGAAACGGAGAUUCAGAGGAAAGUUGCUAGAUGGGGUGUUGAGGGCGCUGUGAAGAAGAGGUAUGAGAAGUUAAGAAAGGAUAUUAUUGGGUGUCUUGCUUUGGUUGAAGCGCUCAUUGAUUUCGGGGAAGGAGAGGAUAUCGAAGAGGGUGUCUAUGACGUGGCACGAGCUAAGGCCUUAGAGUUGCGCGAUACAAUAGCAAGGUAUCUUUCCGACAAUAGAGGCGGCGAAAUUAUACGAAGAGGCAUACGCUUGGCUAUUUUCGGACCGCCCAAUGCUGGGAAGAGCAGCCUUCUUAACUUCCUCGCGCAGAGACAGGCGGCCAUCGUCACUCCGUUGCCAGGCACAACGCGGGACGUCCUUGAGAUCUCACUGGAUAUAGGUGGAAUGCCCGUCAUUGCAUUCGAUACGGCUGGAUUGAGGAGUGGCGCAGAAACGGAAGAUGUUAUUGAGAGGAUUGGAAUUCAGCGAGCGAGUGAAGUGAUUGAGAGCGCCGACGUGAAACUCUGUCUUCUCUCGUUGCCCGACUUACUAUCCUUUUCUUCAUCGGUGACGCUAGAUUCUCAAGCAAUGGUCGGAGACAGGUCACCGUCGACACGAAUCCCUCCAGAUGUCGCAGCGCAUAUCGACAAUAACACAUUGAUUUUGAUAAAUAAACGAGAUCUUGCUCCAAGCUUUCCACUUUCAUUUUCAUCCCCGACUACCCCUACUCAACCCUAUCUCCCGAGUGGGCUGACUGCGAAUAUGAACAUAAAUCCCGGACGCGUGUGGACGGCGAGCGUGUUGAACAAUGAUGGAGUGGAUGCUUUCUUAAGUGACAUGGUAGAGGUUUUGAAGGAGCGGUUUGGGUUCGCGAAGGGUGAAGAUCCCGGGGUUACUCCUUUCUCUACCACCAGUACUGGUGGUGGUGAGAGCGAUACGCUACUCAUUACUCACGAACGACAUCGUAAACAUUUGGAGAAUGCCCUUGCUCACUUGGAAUCUUUUCUUGCAUUUGGCCCAAAUGAUAUCGUGUUGGGGGCGGAGGAGUUAAGAUAUGCAAGUAGGGAAAUUGGACGGAUAAGUGGUGUGAUUGAUGUCGAGGAUAUUUUGGACAGUAUUUUUCAGGAUUUUUGUAUUGGAAAAUAG